Anastrepha obliqua is the source of this 1332-nucleotide messenger RNA. RefSeq names its product tigger transposable element-derived protein 1-like. Gene Ontology annotation, cellular component: nucleus. The record is from RefSeq and is a predicted model, not a curated record. The coding region runs from base 1 to 1332 and encodes 443 amino acids. Lineage: Eukaryota; Metazoa; Arthropoda; Insecta; Diptera; Tephritidae. Gene Ontology annotation, molecular function: DNA binding. The transcript has 2 exons.
AUGGAAAAAGCUUUGGUAAUGUGGAUUGAAGAUAAAUCGCAAAAGGGAAUACCAGUAGAUAGAAUUGCUAUCAAACAAACUGCAUUAAGAAUUUAUAAACGUAUUAAAGAAGUUGAGCCAGGCACUUCAUCUCAGUCAAAACAACCCGAAUUUUCUGCAAGUACAGGUUGGAUAACAGGUUUUCUUAAACGACAUGCUCUCCAUAAUGUAAAAAUUAAGGGAGAAACUGCGUCUGCAGAUGAAUUGGCUGCCAAAAAAUUUCCUGAAAAACUUAGAAAAAUUAUUGAAGAUGGAGGAUACACCCCAGAUCAUGUUUGGAAUGUAGAUGAAAGUGGCCUCUUUUGGAAAAAAAUGCCGAGCAGAACUUAUGUUGCAAAAUCGCAGAAAACUGCCGGUGGUUUAAAAGUAGCAAAGGACUGUGUAACAUUGUUGUUUUGUUCCAAUGCUUCAGGAGAACACAAUGCACCUUGCCAUCCGCUCCUGGAGCACCCAAAUGUGCAAUUUUGCUAUCUUCCGCCUAACACUACAUCCUUAAUACAACCGCUAGACCAAGGGAUCAUUGCUACUUUUAAAAAGUACUACAUAAAACGUUCAUUCCAAUACGUGGUAGACAAACUAGACCAUAAUGAGGAUUUAACAGUCAUUGAUAUGUGGAAAAAAUUUUCUAUUAUGGACUGCAUUAAUCAAGUUGGGUUAGCGUUAGCUGACUUAAAGCCAUCAACCUUGAACUCAUGUUGGAAAAAUAUUUGGCCAGAAUGUGUCAAAAGCAAAGAUCCUGAUCCUGUCAUCCAUAAUAACGCUGUUUUUACUGACAUCACAACGCUGGCACAUACAAUUGGUGGAGAUGGAUUCGAUGAUCUAUCAUUUGCCGAUAUAGAGGAAUUAUUAGCUGAUGAAAGCUUGAGCGAAAAUGAAAUUAUAGACCUCACUCUUGAGACUCAUCAAGACAGAGAACAUAGCGAUAAUGACGAAAAAGAUCCUCCCAUUUUAAAUGCAACUCUAAUUAAAGAAGGCCUUGAUCUUGCCAGAAAAUUAGGUAAUCAUUUUCAACAACAUGAUCCUGAUGAGGAACGAGCUGCAAAAUUUCAACGUGAACUGAAAUCAUUAAUGGCAUCUUACAGGGAACUUUAUAAAGGUUUAUCACGAAAUCAAACACAAUCUUUAAUGACUGAUUUCCUUCUAAAAACUACUGAAUUAUCAACACAGGAGCCUAGAGAUGAUAAUCCAGAAACAAUUUCACAAGAUGAUGAACAAAAUAAUUCUAGUGAUGGCAGUGAUAUUCUAGUCCUACGCAAACGUAUGCGUUUAUUGUCAGAAAGUGACAAUGCAUAA